Molecule: messenger RNA, 2043 nt
Organism: Adineta ricciae
Lineage: Eukaryota; Metazoa; Rotifera; Eurotatoria; Adinetida; Adinetidae
Source: the annotation of a GenBank genome assembly
AUGGAACGAAAAACAGAACUAUUAACCACAACAUCUGCCGGUUCAAUAUUCGCGUAUUUAAAUGGACUUGAAGGACUCAAUCAAACGUUUAUUAAACGUUUGUCGGGCGUGGCUUUCAUUCCUUUGGAUGGUUCACCAGUACUAUUGAAACCAACGCAAGUUUUCAUUCGGCAAGUGAAUAGUUCGAUUUCUCCCGAUUUGAAUACCGCUGGUCUGAUCGAUUAUGUCGAUUUUGGACUCGAAGGGAAUGCAUUUCUCUUGACGAUCGGUGUACUUCAUUAUCCAACGAUCCCCUUGCUUGCCGAGCUGCUUCUUGAUCGACAGAAAACUUAUUUUUCGAGUACUACAGAUGAUCGCAUUAGUGUAGCACAAAAGGUCGAUGUUUAUACGGAUUGUUUGAAACGAAUCGCAGUGAUGUCAAUUAAAACGCCCGAGUUUAUCCACGGGCCCUUAGAAAAGCGAUUAAAAACCGAAGCCUGGUGUCUUGGUUAUCAAACGCACUUCUAUCGGAUCGUCACGCCGACACAAAUUUAUCUCAACGAUGAUCCACAAUGUGUACUGACUCAUCAACCGAUCUGUUCGAAUGACGUGGAAUUAAAUAAAUUAUAUCGACAAUUCGGAGCGAAAUGGCUAUCCGAAUGUAUCACUCGAGAUCUCGUACCGACAGGACGAUCUUCAUCAACCGGGCAAACGGAGAAAUUAAAAGAAAAGAUCCAGGAACGUUUGAAUAUCCUAUUCGUCAAUAAGCAAGGUGAACCAUUAGCUAGUUUGAACAAAGAACGUUUUCAUAUGCUGGGAAAGAGUCUAUUAGUUGUGGAAGUUAAAAAUAUCAAAUGCAGUUUGACAUUUCAAAAUAGAACGGAAUUACUCGACUCAAAAAACAGCAGUUCGUGUACAUUGCAAAAGAAAGAAAACGAACUAGUAUUAUAUCUUCGACGUGAUACAUCCAUUUCGGACUACGAUUAUUUUGACAUUGCCAGUGAACUGGCACGAUUUGUUUUCGAUGAUGCACCCGAAACAUUUAUUCCUAUCAUAUCGAUUCGGCUGACAUCGUCGUUGGAAUCACUGGAACGACAAGGUCUUCCUGUGAGAUCUUUGCUAGAAACGAGACCACACUAUUCACAAGCUUCAUCGAAAGAAGAACAAGAACGACAAACGAAAUCGAAAAAUAUUCCAUUACCAUUAGCAGCUAUUUUCGGCGUAUUCAAGUUUCUCCGUCCGUCCAACAAGAGAUCUAAAUAUUCUAUAAUAUCUAGUGAUCAGCCACCUCCUCAUCACACUGAACCUGUUGUACCUAACGAGGAUCAAAUCCAGGAUCGAGUGACAACAACAGAUUUAAGCAGACCUUUGUCAGAAAGGGCACAUCGUCCGCAUGAUCAUCAAUCAGACACAGUCAUUCCUCCUACUGAAGAUUUCAAAUCCAAAAAUCAGAAGAUAAGCAGACAAUUACGUCGACUACCCAAAAAAAGCCGAUCAUAUCCUAAUUCUGUGAUUAUUCACAAUGGAUAUAUCAGAAAGGAGCAGUAUGAAUCAUGUGAAGUCGUACCGAAUGCUAAUAUGGAAAUUUAUCAUAAUUCUAACCUUCGCACACCAUUAUUUGUUGAGAAAGGCAUUAAAAUCACAUCCGAUAUGAUCGAUCAUGCCAUACUACUCAAUCACAUACUAAUCAGUCUGGCUGAACAUGUUUUCGAACUGCCCACUGAAUCGCUGCAUCUCUAUCGGGAUAUCAACGGAUCUCGCAUAGCAUUCAAUGCCGACGGUGCACUUUUCUUCAAUCUUCGCUAUUUCGAGCAAAUCUAUGCUGCUGAACUGCAAGCGUAUUUUGACAGACCGACAGCAUCGAACAGUAUUGUGACUACAAUAAUCAACUUCUAUUUCAUGGUUACCUGCCAUGAACUUGUGCAUAAUAUUAAUCCAAAGCAUGACUUAAGUUUUAUUAGUAGUUUACAACAAUGCGCAGUGGAGUAUAUGGAACGAAAGGAAAGUCUUCUAGCAUCGUUUUCAUUCAAUUCGAUAACAUCUACUGCUUCAUCACAAUUUUGA